This is a messenger RNA of Dichotomopilus funicola, 1125 nucleotides long. RefSeq lists its product as uncharacterized. The transcript has a single exon. NCBI's taxonomy places the organism in Eukaryota, Fungi, Ascomycota, Sordariomycetes, Sordariales, Chaetomiaceae. Bases 1 to 1125 code for a protein of 374 amino acids. The record is from RefSeq and is a predicted model, not a curated record.
AUGCGCUUCAGCACUUCCAUCGCCGUACUCUCCGUCUUGGGCGCCAACGCUCUGCCCACCCGCCGCGGCACUCCUGUAGACUCUCCGCAGGGCGCCGUCGCCUUCGUCCCCCAUCCCGGUGUCCCUGGCUCCGUCUCCCCGCCCAAUACUGCUCCCGUUACCCGCAGACAGGAGGAGGGGGGUGCCGGUCAGGGCAAUGACCAAGCCCCGCCGGGGGGACAACCGGGCGGUGGUGAUUCUGGCCAAGCCGACCCGCACCACCCUCUUGGUCCUCCCUCAGGUCCUCCCUCGGGCCCCCCUUCGGGACCACCGUCGGGACCACCGUCGGGACCACCGUCAGCCCCCCCGUCGGGCCCCCCCUCGGACGGACCCCCGGGAGGACAGCCGGGCGAUGAUGGCUCUAACCAGGCCGACCCGCACCACCCUCUCCGCCCGCCCUCGGGCCCGCCAACUGGCACCCCUCCACCCUCGGGCAAUGCAGGUGAUGAACGGCCGGGAGAGCAGCCGGGCGAUGCUGGCUCUGACGCAGCCGAUCAACGACCCCCAGGCGAAAUAUAUAUCCCCGACGGGGCCGACCAACGGCCCCCGGGCUACCGAUACACGCCUGGCCCGCCCCCGGGCAACGGGGCUGACGAACGCCCGCCGCAAGAGCAGCCCGGUGAAGAUAACUCUGCCGUGAACGACCCGCACCACCCGUCUGGUCCCCCCACUGGCAACCCCCCGCCUUCCGACAACGGGAAUGACCAACGCCCGCGGCAAUUGCAACCUGGCGGAGAGCGUCCCAGCGGAGAUGAACGUCCCAGCGGCGAUGAUCGUCCCAGUGGUGAUGACCGCCCUAGCGGCAACGACCGUCCCAGCGGCAACGACCGUCCCAGCGGUGAUGACCGUCCUAGUGGUGAUGACCGUCCCAGCGGCGAUGACCGUCCCAGCGGUGAUGAUCGUCCCAGCGGCGAUGACCGUCCCAGCGGUGAUGAUCGUCCUAGCGGGAACGACCGUCCCAGUGGUGAUGAGCGUCCUAGUGGUGAUGACCGUCCCAGUGGUGAUGAGCGUCCUAGUGGUGAUGACCGUCCUAGCGGCAAUGACCGUCCCAGCGGAGACGAACGCCCUAACGGAGAGCACCCUUGA